Messenger RNA from Spodoptera littoralis (African cotton leafworm), 1505 nucleotides. Lineage: Eukaryota; Metazoa; Arthropoda; Insecta; Lepidoptera; Noctuidae. The record is from the annotation of a GenBank genome assembly.
CGACUCAUCUAAACGUCAUUUACGUCACUCAUUUCAAAAAAGUGAGGUUACGUUGUCAAAUCCAGUUUCACGUAUUAUUUUAUGUUUGGUUGUAUGAACGAGUAAUAUUUCAUAAUAAAAUCUUUAAUUAAACUGUAGCUAUUAAAAAUGUUUCUCUACCAAGGCCCUGUGAAGGAAUUAGACGAUAAAUUCGUUACUUUAAUUGGUAAAUUUGUAGCCGAUAUUAAACAUGGGAAGAUCCGAGGUUCUACCAACAGAGUGCUGGCGAUGGUGACACUGCUGGAAACCAUAAUCACAGAGUCUCAGUAUACUACAGCUGUAGAUCUAUGCGGCGCCAUCCGCGCUGCCGGUCGGCAGGUAAUGGCUGCUCUUCCAAACGAGCUGGUGAUAGCCAACGUAGCUAGGAGGCUGCUCAGAGCCAUCCGCGAUGAGAACAGAGCUCAAGGGAACCAGGGCAUAGAAGGUUCUGGGGAGAGUCUCCAGCGGUUGGUGCUGGCGGCUAGCGCUCGGCGUGCCACGCUAGGUACAGCCCAGCAUGAUCUGAGAGAACCAUUAAGGGAUUACAUCGCUGAGCUGCGAGGCGAGCUGGAAUCCAGCAUAUCCAGUAUAUGCGGUCAAGCUCGGGAACACGUACAUGGAGACGAGCUGAUCCUCACGUACGGAGCCAGCCCCAUCACUGAGAGGUUCCUCCGCGCUGCAGCUCCUCGGAAGUAUAAGUUGAUAUUGGCUGAAGGGCCUGAUCCUACUGAGGAGUUUUACAGCGAGUUGACUGUCUUGAUAGCCGAGUGGUCGCAAAGUCAUGCGAUGGCCAACCGCCUGAGUGCAGCCGGGGUGCCGGUGACCGUCAUCAGCGCGGCUUCCAUCUACGCUGUCAUGUCACGAGUUAAUAAGGUGGUGAUCAGCGUGAAGGCAGCGCUGGGUGGUGGCGCUAUAUUAUCGGAAGCUGGUGUCUUCUCCGUCACUCUAGCUGCUAGACAUUAUCGAGUACCUGUGCUGGCUCUUGUACCCCUAUACAAAUUGUGUCCGAUACACGAUUUGACUCCCUUCAACUCGUCCGGCUCGCCACACACAGCACUGUCAUACGACCACCACGAAGCCACAAGCGACAACGUUCACGUGUACGCUCCGUUGUACGACUUCGCGCCGCCAGACAACGUCACCCUGUUCAUUACCAAUCUUGGCGGCAGUUCCCCAUCCUACAUGUACCGUAUGCUGUCAGAAUUAUACGACCCCAGCGACUACUUAUUGUAGCCGACUUCCAACGAAACCGACUUCUAGACGACUUCCAACGAAAUUGACUGACUUCUAAAUGUAUUGGGUGAUUUUUUCUACAAUUAGGGUGACUUCGAAAUGUAUUGGUUGACUUCUAAUUGUUCUAUUCUGUAUGUUGUCGGCUGAAUUCUUAUUACAUGGGGUGAAAUAGCGAAAUUUAUAUUAAUACAUAUGUAAUAUGUAUAUCACUACAUAGUAUAAAACAAAGUAGCUACCCGCCGUCUGUCUGUCCC